Messenger RNA from Sphenostylis stenocarpa, 5490 nucleotides. NCBI's taxonomy places the organism in Eukaryota, Viridiplantae, Streptophyta, Magnoliopsida, Fabales, Fabaceae. The record is from the annotation of a GenBank genome assembly.
AUGGACUCGGUUAUCAAUGCAGCGUUGGAAGAGAUAUGUGGUGGGUUCGAAGAUGGGCUCACUCUUGCAGCCCUAUGGGUCAAACUUCAAGGCUCACCCUCUCUUUCAUCCUCCAAUCUCCAUCUCAAUCCCACCGUCAAAAGAGCCGUAUGGAUGAACCUCCUUCGCAUUCCCUCUCUCCGUUUUGAACCACAACCCUUUUCGUCGGAAUUGGAGGAUGCUGAGAAGCUCAAUUUGAAGGUCUUUGCUCAACCGAGCCUCGUUGACAACUUUGUUGGUCUUUACGACUCGCAAUCUCUCCAACAUGCCCAAACGUGUGUCCUUCACCUUCUUGCUAAUGCUAGAGACAAUGGUAUCACUCAAGCGCAGCUUGCUAAACAGUUGCACAUUGAUCCCAAUAACUUCCACUAUGUGCUGAGGAGUCUUGAGUGUCAAGGCUUAAUUGUCAAGCGCUCUGCGGUUGAGAAGAAGAAACAAAUCUCCAGUCUCGGUGAAUCCAAAAGUUACCCAUGUGUAACUACCCAUUUAGUAUAUUUACGUCGCUAUGCGAAACAACUUGCCUCUCAUCAAAGAUUUGAGUUUGAAAUUACCAAAUUCAACUCCCCUGAUGAUGAGGAGGAGGAUGCAGAUGGAACUACGGUUCAAACAGAUGUUCAUCUUAAGGAUUAUACACCUCAAAUGAAAGCUAUUUGUGAAAAACUUGCAAAAGCCAAUGGCAAGGUUCUUCUUUUGUCGGAUAUUAAGAAAGAUCUUGGUUACUGUGGAUCGCGUCCAAAGCAAAGGGCUUGGAGACAAAUUUCUCAUAGGUUGAAAGCAGAUGGUAUUGUCCAGCAGUUUGAUGCUAAGGUGAAUGGCAAGAUUGAUGCUUGCCUGCGGCUUCUUGACCCAAUAACUGCUGGAUCUGGAAAUGAAGAUAAAAAGUUGAACUCUGGGAAAACGUGUCAAGUUAUUGAUCAGCUUGUGGAGCUUCCCAUUGAGCAUCAAAUUUUUGAUAUUAUUGAUGCUGCAGGAUCUUGUGGCAUUACUUUGAAGGAGAUAUGUGAGAGGCUUGGGAUUGAACUGAAAAAGAGCCACAUUCGACUUGUAAAUUUGUGCUAUAGGUUUGGAAUGAAAGUGAAGGAAGAACAGUGCCUAAAAUCUAAGACAAUUCGAGUUUGGACUUCUAAAAAUUUCAACCCUGAACCAGAAGUUGAACUUAUUUGCAAGCUUGAUGAAAAUAAAACUUUAAGCCAUGUGCCUGUCAAUUCAAAAAUAAUAUCUGAAUUUGUGGCUUCAACAAACAGUGGGGAACUUGCUGACCAUGAAAAGUUGGAAGAUAGAAGAGUUGGAGCAGAACUAUCAAGUGUAUCUCCAAGAAAUACUGAGUCAAACUUUGAAGAAACAUCAACGAACUUGCAAGGUUUGGUCCUUGAUCAAAGUGGUACGGUUUCUAACUGCAAAUUGGUCAGUUCAUCAGUGGAGACAAACAAUGCACCAUCAGUAGCAUUUCCAUCUGAUGUGUUGAGACCAGUCUCUACUGGAUCACAUCAAAGAUAUGCAAGUUUAUCUUUAAGUGUGGACAACAUUAGAAGGGCAAAUCGGAUACUUGAAAGACUAAAGGAUGAAAGUUUCGUUUUGAAACCUGAGCUAAAUAGGUGGCUUAAUAGCUUUGAGAAGGAUAAGCCUACAAAAGUGGACCGCAAGACUAUUGACCGAAUAUUAAGCAAACUGCAAGAACAACUGCAGGUCAAAUGCAUAACAGUACAUUCGCCUGUUAUUUCUGAAUAUUCCAGGACAAAAGAUUGUGUGGUAGUUGUGCGUCCGUCUAUAAGCCUAUCUCCUGAGUUAUUUGAUGAAAUUCAAGAUAGAGUACGAUCAUUUAAUAAUUAUAUUCGCAGCAAAAGUACUGCACAUCAAAAAAAUGAUGAACUGAUACCUGUAAUGGAGGAUAUUCAGAAAAAUCAAAGUUUUAUAGUUCCAGAUGGGCAGGUUAGUAAAGCAGAAGCCAUGCGGGUCAAUGGAUUUGUAUCGGCAAAAAUGGUUCGGGCAAAGCUGCUGCAUACUUAUAUUUGGGAUUGUCUGCAAAGGUCAACAAACCAUGUUGAUGCUUUAUCAUCUAAAAUAUGUGAAAACGAGGUAACUGAUACUCCUCAUAGUAGCAGCAAACUAUUUUCUCUAGAAGCAACUAUUAAAGAAAUGCCAGUUGAACUAUUCUUACAAGUGGUUGGGUCUACUAAAAGAUAUGAAGAAAUGAUCGAAAAGUGCAAGAUGGGUUUACGUCUCUCGGAUCUCCCUCUAGGGGAGUAUAAGUCUUUAAUGGAUGGUCAAGCUACUGGAAGGCUUUCAUUAGUAAUUGACAUUUUACGGCGAUUAAAGUUGACUGACGAUGGUGUUAAAGUUUUGAUUCGCAUGGUUACUGACUUCCAAUCUAUAGAUGGAGUCAAAACCCCUCAUACUCACACCAUGGAGCUUAGGCCAUAUAUUGAGGAACCCAUUUCAAAUGAUGCAGCGUCUUUAAAUUAUAAAUCUCUUGAUCUCCGACCAAGAGUCAGGCAUGAUUUUAUUCUCUCUAAUAGAGAUGCAGUUGAUGAAUAUUGGAAAACACUGGAGUAUUACUAUGCUACUGCUGAUCAAAAAGCUGCUUCAUAUGCAUUUCCUGGAUCUGUGGUCCAUGAGCUUUUCCGCUUCCGUUCAUGGGCAUCUACUCAUGUUAUGACAGCCAAACAACGUGCUGAGCUUUUAAAGCAUGUAAUGAAGGAUAAUGUCAGUGAAAAAAUUUCAUAUAGGGACUCUGAGAAGAUUGCAAAAGAUCUGAAUCUUACUAUGGAACAGCAUCGUCGCCAUUUUGUUAAUCAGUUCAAAGAUGAAGAGAAAGAGGAUAAUUCACCUGAAGGCCAGGGCAAUUCUUCUUCUCGUAGGAAAAACAAAUCCAUUGAUCUCAGGCCAGCAAAGCGUGCAAGAAUUGAUGCAGUAACUGAUGUCGUGGAUAUGCACUUUGAAGAAUCACAUAAUUUGGGUGUGCACUCAGGACAGUGUGCCACACAUAUGCAAGGAUUAGAGGAGAGUAUGCCUGAAGAUUGUAUCCCCCUCAUAAACCAGUGUGUCUUAAACAAAAUGAAGCCAACACGACAUAGGAGAUUUAUUUGGUCUGACAAAACUGACAGGCAGUUGGUGAUCCAAUAUGCUAAACACCGCGCAGUUCUUGGUGCCAAAUAUCAUCGUGUAAAUUGGACAUCAAUUUCUGAUCUUCCAACUUCUCCAAGCGCUUGUAUGAGAAGAAUGAAUUUGUUGAAUAUUAACUUGAGAUUUAGGAAAGCAGUAAAUAAACUCUGUAACAUACUCAGUGAACGAUAUGCAAAGCAUCUGGAGAAGUCCCAAAAUUUGUCAUUAAACUCAGAUGAAUGCAACCAUUUUGAGCGGUCCCAAUCCUUUGAAGGUAUCUACAAUAAUUAUGGUCCGGAUGUUGAAAUUCAAAUGAGAAGUCUACACAGAGAAGCUUGGGAUGACUUUGAGAACAAAAAUAUCAAGACAGCCCUUGAUGAGAUUCUUCGAUGCAAGAUGAUGGCUAAGCUGGAUGCCUCCUCCCAAAAUGGUCAAUUGCAAUAUGAAGGGUGCUCCAUUGCAAAUGAGAAUGCUGAUGGAUAUGAAUCUCGAGAAAAUGAAGAAAUUACAUCAGCUAUUGCUUGUGACAUUGUUCAAGGUCAGCAUGGGAAGCCCUGUUCAUUUUCUACCCGAAGAUCACGUCGGAGACGGCUUGAUAAAAAAUUUACUAGGUUUCUGAAUAAUAUGGCUAAUGUUUAUGGACAAGUAAAUGAAUCAUUGGCUAUUGCAAAUGCUGUAGAGCUAUUUAAACUUGUUUUCUUAAGCACCUCAAUCAGUCCUCAAGCACCAAAUUUACUAGCUGACAUUCUUCGGCGAUACUCAGAGCAUGAUCUGUUUGCUGCUUUUAACUAUCUUAGAGAGAAAAAAAUUAUGGUUGGUGGCACAGGCAGUGAACGUUUUGAACUUUCACAACAGUUCUUGCAAAGUGUUUCCAAGUCACCAUUUCCAUAUAAUACUGGAAAGCAAGCUGUUAAAUUUUCUAAGUGGCUAGAGGAAAGAUGUAAAGAUCUCACAGAACUGGGCACUGAUAUUGCUAAGGAUUUACAAUGUGGAGGCAUUUUUCAUUUGUUUGCUUUAGUCUCGUUGGGUGACAUUUCAAUUUUGCCAUGCCUACCAGAUAAUGGUGUUGGAGAGGCUGAAGAAUUGAGAAGUGCAAAGCGUAAAUCUGAUGUUACCGAGCCUGCAUAUGGUGAUAAAGCUAAAAAACCAAAAUCAUUGUUUGGAGUGGAAGGUGAAAUUAUUUCUCGUCGGGAAAAAGGUUUUCCUGGUAUCACCAUUUCUGCAUACCGAACAGCAAUUUCAAGAGCUGAUAUUAUAAAUUUGUUCAAGGGUAAUGAUAACUAUGGGCAACCUUUUGGAGGUGAUUUCCAAUUAAGCAUUGGCCAAAGCAGUAAUUAUUCUCAUUCUGACCGUAUAUUGGAAAUUGUUAACUCUUGUGACCCUAUACCUCUAGAAGAAAAUCAUAUUGAAUCACCCUGGGAAGCUAUGGCAGGCUAUACACGACGAUUGUUGUCAGAGUAUUCCAAUCAAGAACAUGCAUAUGGCAUUUGUGAUGAGGUGUUCAGGGUUGUUUAUGCUGCCAUCCAAAAGGCUGGUGACCAAGGAUUAAGCAUGGGAGAAAUUUCCAAGGUUAUAAAUCUUCCAGGAGCAGAGGUAGAUGACUUGAUUGUAGAUGCUCUUCAAGCAUUUGGGAAAACGUCAAAGGUCAAUGCUUAUGAUACUGUUCGCGUUGUUGAUGUCCUAUACCGUCACAAGUACUUUUUGAUAUCUGGGUCUGAUUUUCAUCAAUGUGUUGUGCAACCUUCCUCAACAAAAGCUACUAAGAAAAGUGAUCAUACAUGUGAGCUUUACAAAUCAAAUGAAAGGGAUACGUCUUCUGUUCAUACUGUGAGGGAAAGAAAGACUGUUAUUAAUAACGUGCACAGAGUGACAAUACUCAAUCUUCCACAUGAGGAUGUGAAUCUUGAAAAUCAAGCUUGUGGUUGGAAUGAAAGCUGUAAGAAAGACACACUUGACUUAUCCAGAGUCGAUCAUGAAAAAGAAACUCUCAAAUUUUCCUCGGGUGAGUCAUGUGUGCCAAUAUUACCAUGGAUCAAUGGAGACGGGACCAUCAACACCAUUGUUUACAGAGGACUUAGACGACGUGUUCUUGGGAUAGUGAUGCAAAACCCAGGGAUGUUGGAGGAUGAUAUUCUACAUCACAUGCACGUGUUGAAUCCACAGAACUGUAAAACUCUCUUGGAACUGAUGGUUCUCGAUAAACAUCUUAUUGUGAGGAAGAUGCAUCAAAAUGUUUUUGACGGGGGUCCCACCGUCCUUCAGAAUCUUAUUGGAAGCAAAUCCAGCCAACAGAAGUUGAUUUGCCGAGAGCAUUUUUUCACCAAUCCCAUGAGUAUAUCCUUGUUGUAG